Molecule: messenger RNA, 198 nt
Organism: Laccaria bicolor S238N-H82
Lineage: Eukaryota; Fungi; Basidiomycota; Agaricomycetes; Agaricales; Hydnangiaceae
Exons: 1
Coding region: 1-198 (65 amino acids)
Biological process (GO): sphingolipid biosynthetic process; inositol phosphoceramide metabolic process
Cellular component (GO): inositol phosphoceramide synthase complex
Molecular function (GO): inositol phosphoceramide synthase activity
Source: RefSeq, a predicted model, not a curated record
AUGUUCUCCUCAUUACACACAGGCUGUGCAACCAUUAAAGCUCUCUGUCUAUCCCACUUCUUCCCAGCCACUACAAAAUAUGUGUGGGCUUACACGGGCAUGUUGUAUUGGGCUGCAAUGUACCUAUUACAUCACUAUCUCAUUGACGUUGUGGGAGGCAUGUCCUUGCCACCACCUUCUUCUGCCUAUUCCUCCUAG